This is a messenger RNA of Spirometra erinaceieuropaei, 10694 nucleotides long. The record is from the annotation of a GenBank genome assembly. Lineage: Eukaryota; Metazoa; Platyhelminthes; Cestoda; Diphyllobothriidea; Diphyllobothriidae.
AUGCCACUAUCAUCCAUCCACAAGCACGAAGGGAACUGUCAAGUCUGCAACAACCACAGAGGCAUCUGCCUGCUAAACAUCGCCGGGAAAAUUUUUGCUCGCAUCCUUCUCAACCGCCUGAAGAAUCACCUGGAAGAAGAAUUCCUGCCGGAAAGUCAGUGCGGCUUCCGCCGUCAUCGCGGGACCACGGACAUGAUCUUCGUUGCUCGCCAACUGCGGCAGAAGUUCCAGGAGAUGCGGACCCACCUGUACUUUAUCUUCGUGGAUCUUAUGAAAGCUUUCGAUACGGUGAAUCGAGAAGGACUGGACAAUCAUGUCGAAAUUCGGCUGUCCAGAGCGAUUCUCUCAGAUGGUGCGUCUGCUCCACGAUGGCAUGCGGCGCGCGUCACGGAAAACAGAGUCGUCUCAGAGGCAUUUGCAUUGUCCAUCGGAUACGGACGUACUGGGAUGGACAGGAAUCCUCGGCACCUACGCCAUGUUGAGACAAUCGCAAUUGUGCUGGAGCGGCCACCUCGUACGCAUAGACCAAGGGAGACUACUCAGACGACUCUUCUACGGUGGUUUCGCCAGGGUUCUCGCCAACAACUCCCCUUCCUCCUCCAUUGCCUUAGCAUCCCCUACAGCGGCCCCAGUUACCACCACCACUGCACACAAACCUGGCACACCAACAGACAUCAAACUCACCAUCGUCAAAGCUAGCAAUGUGGAGUCGGUCCAAACCUGUCCUCGUUGCGACCGCACCUCCACCUCACGCAUUAGCCUGGUCGAUCACUUGCGAGCCCAUCGCACAGAGGCUCACGGACCAGUGCCUAGAGCACUAAUAUUAACUCCACACAUCCGCCCCCACUGUCCACACUGCACCCGCACAUUCACUCGCCGCAUGGACCUUCUAGGUUACAUGCGUAUUAACGAGAGCGGUACUGACCGCAGUCGCGACACAUCUAGCAUCUCCAGCACAUUCGCCAUGUCUAGAUCAACCCACACCCCGCCACUCAGCACACCCACGACCACCGGCCACACUACACUCAGCACACCUUUCACAUCCAUCUCAGUCCAUAUCCUGUGGCCAAGCGCGUCCACCAUCAGCAGCUCCACCGCGGCCAACCUCUCCGAAACCGACACUGACACCGCCGACUCCUCCUGUCCACACUGUCCUUGUACAUUCACCCCACGCAUCUGCCAAGUCUGUCACUUGCGGAUCCAUAGCACAGAGCCUGGCGAACCAGUGCCUGGAGCACCAACAUUCAUCAGACGCAUCCACACUGCAGCGCACAUUCCCCCACUGGCUAGGUCGCAUUUGGUAGCCAGGACCCGUAUUAAAAGGUGGCGGGGGGUUUGUUUACUGGGGCUUUUUGUGAGGCUCCAUAAUCACAUCUGACCCAGUUGGCUUUCGUUUUACGUCUGAGGUUAGGAUUAGGGUAUCGGUUAAUGGUUUCCGAUUUUCGGGUUAGGGUUACGCCUUUAGACUUAGAUUUUCGGGUUAUGGUUAGGGUUUAAGGGUACGAUUAAGAUUCAGUAUUACGGUUGGGUUUUUCAGUUACGGCUGUGUCUAAGGACUACGGUUACGUUUGCGAUUUCGGUUAGGGUUUGGGUUUCCGUUAUGGUUAACGGUUAACGUUUAGGUUUGAGGUUAGGGUUAAGGUUAGGAUUAUGGUUAAAGUCGCCAUUCGCUUGCCCAGUCCUGGCUAUCAACUGCGAUCAAGCCCACCCCGCUGUAUGAGCCUAUAAGGCCGCACGGGCAUUCCUGAACACCUGCGGUAGACAACCGCCGGCUACGCCACACCAUCACACCUUCCUCUAGCUAGAUCACGCAAAAUCAUCAUCCACCACAAGCGACCAAUCGCCAUCUCCUACGCAAAUGAGAAGUGUUCGCCUCGGCUCCGUCCGCAUGCGGUCCCUCUGUUGCAUGUGUUUUCUAAAACUCUCCUAACCCCAACUCUAGAUACAGGAGUUUAGGGCAGGGCCACCUGUAAUAUGUUGGGUUCAUACUCCCGUACCUAAACUGAUGAACUAAUCUGAAAUUUUAAAUGAUUUGCUUUUCACUGAUCUGGCGCCAUUCACUGCGCUGGUCGGUUUUAUGCCAACAAGACAUAAAGAAGCCAUUGGUCACAGGAAUAUGCAUCCCGUACUACAGGUGGCCUUGAGUUAUAUUCCAGGGAGACACCGAUUCUCGUAUCCAAAAUUUAAUCCUAGCGCUAACCCUUAUCAUCCUAACCCAGACACUAGUCCUAAUUCUCCUGGGAUUUGGAGCAAGGUUACCUGCAUUAUGGGAGGUUCAUAAUCCUGUGCCCUAACAAAGGAACCAUUGAGAAGUUAUCCGCGACAUGCACAAAGUCAUUGGAGAUUUAUGCAUCGUUCCGCGCACCCAUUGAUACGUCGUUUGCGCCUGGGUUUCCCACUGCCGAACUCUCCUGUGCGGCUAAUUGCAACGGGCGCGAUACUUGCUUAGUUGGCCGUUAGGUGCUGACCAUUCAUCUCGCACAUUGGUACGCAGCACGACGAGUACUUCUCAGAGUUGCCCCCACGAUACCAGUUCUUACAACGAAGAUCUUCCACCUGCUUCUCGCAGGACUUUUUCUGCGUGAGACAUCGGACAGCGCGACAGUAACGUGCCCGGGUAUUGCAACAACAGUACCGGAAUUACUGACUGAGACUAGUGUAAUUGAUUCUACUUGACACUGAUCUAAAAGAUGAUGAAUUAUCAAACAGAGUGCUGGUCUUCCAGACUGCUACGGCAAUCUUUUUGCACUGUAGUCGAGUGCCUACUUUAGAGAACCGUGUUAAACACUACAAGAGGACUGCAGCGAAUGCAUGAUCCAUAUGAAGGUUUAUAAUGACUGCCCCGCCCCUAACAAGUCGAUGGCGAAGGAUGCCAUUUUCGAUUGGCUAACUGAGAAUGGAGUACAUCCGACCCUCAGCUCGUUUAAGUUUCAGUAACCUUGACUAGCAUGAGACCAUAUGCCAGAAGCACCAGGCUGUGUGAUUAAGACGUGCUCCUUAAAUUAAAGUCAUUUUGGAAAAGACCACUGCUUGUUUCAGCGAUGCAUUAAGAGGUUUCGUUGAAUUAAGAAAACAACAUAUUGAGGUAAUUUUAACAACUAGACAAAGACGUUUAUUUAAAAUACACACGUUUCACUUUAAUAGCAACCUCGAUUGUGCGCCUGCUAUUUCCAACGUUUCAAACUGUGCACCCAAGCCAAAACUCCUAAGCCCGGUUUUCAAAAUGGUCCCCCAAAUUUUCCGUUGCUUCUUUUUCAGGGAACAUAGCAUUGUUGCCUAUCAUCGACUUCUUUUUUCCCUACCCCGUGGGCACAGCUUCCCGCGAAGUUUAUUUUACCAAGCUGACGGAGACAAUUUUUCCCAGUCUCUGUUUUCUUCUAAUCGACCACCCAGGUGGCCAUUUAUCAGGUCACAUUGUGGCAUUCGCUGCAGUAGGUAAUCGUGCGUGCACGGACAGUCUAGUCACUCCUUGAUGACAUACAUAAAUUGUAGUUUGCCGUCGACAAGAGGCGGAACUCAUGGUUUCAUUUCUAUUGCCGAUUUUUCUUUUUCUAUUUAAUCUACACCCCUUUUUGGUUUGCGCAAGGUUUGAACGAUCUUACCGUGUGAGGCGAUUUGCCGUGGUUGCAUCUUUUGGGUCUGAUCAGAUCCAAAUCCCUUUUUUGACUGUCGUCAUUUCAUGGGCAGCAGGUUUUUUCUCUUAAAGCCUCCAAAUUAUACAAAACAUCUAUGAAAACCACCAUUCCCUCUAUUUAUUUAUCAGGAGUUUUCUCACUGCUGGCCGGACUUAUGCUUAAUCUUUCCCUGACAAUGCCUGUAAACUGGCAUUAAAUACAAUCGGGUGUCGUUUAUCAGAUCCCAUGUCGGGACUGCCCUCACCACUACGCAGGACAGACCGGACGACGACUUAGCUCACGAAUAACGGAGCAUAAGCGGGCAGUCCGGAGAGGCGACCCGUUGUCUCAGGUCGCUACUCAUACCCUGGUGGAAGGCCAUUAAUUCAACUUCGCGAGCACGCGAAUAGUGGCGCGGCCAGCAAUAAGACGGUGAGAACUGUUGAAGGCCUGGGUGUCUGACGCCUACUCAAUCAACCGACACGUUGAAAUACCCCUCUGAUAUCACGCGCUCCGUUCCCGCGGCCAAGAGGCGAGACCGAAUUUCCAGCCAAGGGUGCACGCAGUCACGCCGCCGUGAGACGGCGUGGGACUCAGCUUAUCGCGAAUAGCACCCUCUGCACUCAUAUCAACCCCCCCUUCAUGGCUUGACUACAAAAACUGCUCAUUUGAUGUCGCAUUCUCACAGCCUCUGACGAUGGCCUCCUGUACGAGUGCGAAAGCUCAGACUUAUACACCUACUAUUCCAGAGAUCGUUUGUUCACCUUCUUUACAAUUAUUAUUAUUAACUUUCGCUUUCUGUGUAUCUCCAUCUAUCUCAAAGCUUAAAAGGUGGAAACUGACCUGCCCGUUUAGACCCUUCCAGCGCACGACGAAUUUCCUACAAUAUAAAAAUAUUCAGGGAGUCAUAUUAUGCGAGAAUUUCCCCUAACCUCGAAUCGAGAGCGCGCCCGCAUUCAAGCGUUUCCAUUGGCUGGCUUAAGCAGCAUUCUAGAAAUCAUUUUCCUCUGAACUUUUAUUAGCACCGUCUGCCCAGCCGCAAAUUUCCGGUUUUUAAUUAACUGCAGCGUAAGCAAUUUGGCGGGCGGCAUAAAGCGGUCGAAGACCAAGCGGCGUCCUCUUGAGCCAACAGAAAACUAGGCCAUGAGGUUUGCCGAGGCGCUGUGGUAUUGCCUGUCGUGUUCUAUUUGAAAAAAGACCGCUUUCGGUUGUGCAAAAGUAACGGUCUCAAGUUCACAGUCUGCAAAGGAAGAAAAACCACACGUCGGCUCAAACAACCCCCGUUGAUGUAAUGCCCGGUUAAGAAGGCAAUUUGCCAUUACUGUUAUUGCCUUUACUUUGAGGCCAAUAAAAAAACACGUCUGAGAAAAAGAUCGAUCAGACAGAGGCCCAUUCACUGGACAGGUUAAGCGCUGCCGCCAAACCUAAGUUGGUAGAGCACCCGGCACAACAUGCAGAGAUCUGUCGCUCGAUCCCAUCUACUAAUAUGCUCUCUGAAUGUCUAAGGUUCCCCCUCCCAGAGUCUAUUUUAGGGCAGAAGAAUUUUUUAAAUCCGCAUUUUAAGUUGUUUAGACAUUAGGAAUGGUCAGCAGUACGGUCAAUUAGUAAACCAGCCCUUCUUUGCCCUGUCCACAUAUUUCCUCUGACAUAUUUGAUUAACCGUUGAGUCUAUUAGUAGGGAGAAUGGUUUUGAAGUCCUUGUGAUGGGAAAAACAGGUAGUUGCUGGAACUUGACCAUGCCGACAAUUUCGUCGCUACUUGUAAAAUGCUUCAUGUUGAAGCUGUCGAGACUUUAAAACGUUUGCGAAUUCGACUUCAAAACCUGCUCGACAGCAGGUGGGUGCAAGUCGCAUUGCACAAUUGAGGUAGCAUGCUAUCGUCCAUGCAAUUCUAUCAUCAUUUUUUUUUCUAAAGACUUGUUAAUACACAAAGCAUCCGGUACAGGCAUAUCCAGUCUCUAGACAGAGUCAUUUCAUCCUGCGUACUCGUUCAAGGAAAACUGUUCUGACCACGAACAUGCUCGAUACGCAAGGGUUAGCUGGUACGAUUUCUUUUCUGCAUCGAAGUGCCCGGUUCGAUGUCUCAGUUGUAAGCUUGUCGGAUUAAAAUUUACCGCAACUGACUGCUGCACAAAACUCAUAGAUGAUGCCUGGAUUGUUUUAUUGACAAGCGCAAGGAAGUUAGAAUUGCUACUUCCGAUUUAUCCGCCGUUCUUUUCCAGGCAUUUUCAAUUUACCAAAUUCUGAGCUUUCCAGCCGGUCCGGUAGCUUUCGGAGGCAGAAGAAAGCUAAUAAAUGAGUUAGCCAGUACAUCCGGCUACCUCACACCUACAAGACCCGGCGGACAUCUGGUACGAAUGCCUACACAGCGCCAGUCGGAUCGUCAAACCCUGCAGCUGCAUGCAGUUACGAAAGCCAUAAGCCGAUGGGAACUCCCGAUGGGCUCAGACAGUGAAUAGGACAGACGUAGCCAAACAUGCAGACGAAAAGUCAGCGCGCUCUAGGGCGACCAUCACCCCCUUGAAAGCUGGCUGCACGUGGGGCUAACUAGUAUAGAGAACAAACAUCGAUGAAGACUAGGAAGAUUGAAAUGGUCAUAUCUUGCCAGUCAAUCCUCAUAAGUCAGCCAUAUCCUUAGCCCAGUUCUGCUUUUAAAAUUAUGAGUGGCCACGUGGAAAGCUAAAAAAAAUUGGACAAAAACGGAUAUACUUAGAGGUUGCGCUCAUUGACCUCUUUUGGUGACGAAAGAACAGUCAAAUAUCAUCAUCGUUUUAUAUUUGUUGUUUAAAAUUUGACUAUUAUCAAUUAAAAAGUCAAAUUGGCGAACACGUGUUUUCAGCAACCCUUCAUCAGGCCAAAACGGUUACAAAGAAGUUUAAGUGAUGCGAAUUACAUGACUUAUAAAUGAUUCAGGGACAAUCAACAUAGAUCGUUCCCACGCCACUCGCAUGACUAGGCGUGCUAUGGCGUGGUCGGCGUGUCGUAUCAAUUACUCGAUUCCGCAACCAGUGUGGGGGAAAAUUAGACCAAAUUUCUGUGUUUAACCUGUAAUUUGAACACACCGGUAGGAAUCUAGCCCAGUGUUCCGACGUUUUACGCAUUGUUAUACCGGCAGAAAGAAUGUGAGAGUGCCAAGGCCGACUUAUCACCACUGAUACUUAAUGCAGUAGCAGUUGGCUGCGCUAAAGCCUUUCCCCUUACUGCGUGGGUUCGAAUCCCACCGAGGCGCCGUUUUUCACAAUUGGGUCAAUAUGAAUUAUUCAAAAUCUGCCAAAAUAUCAAUAAUGCAUUAUAGUUGCUACUUAUUUCACUUCGGUAGGUUAAAUUAAUUUGGGCUGUGGUCGCUGUGGUUUUGUGCCGGAUACUCGGGCUCGCGUUCCUACUAAAAGCAUAUUCCGUUCGGCAAACGGCUCAUACCAGAGGCUUUCUGCUGACUGGUCUUAUCAUACUGUUCUGUCGGUGGCCACUCAUACUGGCCUAUGGUUAUACUAGCGGCUUUAAGGCCUGACACACAAGAACCAAAUGAUUUUGGGUCCGCACGCUAUCCGAUGAUCAACUAGGUGAGGGACAAACCGUACAGGUGUGGUUGGUCGCACCAUUUGCCUUAUGUAGAUAGUGGCUGUUCCGUGUGGUCGGUAACUAGCACUCAAUUUUCAUAUGUGACACAUUGAAACCAGGCUCUGCCUAGCGGCUACAUCGCGGUAGCCUCUUCGACCGGCAUGCUGAACCAGAUAGGGGUAUCCGGUGUCGUAUAAGUCCGCACAGUCGGCAAUUCUGCUUCUCUUUCCAUUCCCACCCUAUCCUACCUCAGAUUUCGAAAAAUCCUACGAGAAAGACAACAUGCAAUCUCAUAGGCUGCUUAGGCUGGGCUGUUUAAGCAACCAAAUUUGGGGACAGCAUUGCCUAUGCUCCUCGCGGGAGGAGGGACAUCUGCAAAAAGACCGUGGCUCGCAGAUGUACAACCGACGGUCGAAUCAAGAUAAUGAAAAAUAACUUCAAUCCUUAUUACCUCCGCCACACACCCCAGACUACUUCAGUGGCUCUAUUCACUCUGGCGGCCUGUCAUGUGUGUACUCUUUUAGAUAAUCUGAGGAGCAACCGGCCGGAAAGGAGAACGUCGCUGGUCACUCGAGAACUAGCGUGUCAUAAUGUGGAUGUCGAUGCUUUCAGCGAGACAUGAUUUUCCGAAUAAGGCUAACUGGGGGGAGGUGGGUGCGGACUGCACCUUCUUCUUGAGCGGCCACUCAAAGACAGAGUGACAAUACGUUGGCGUCGCAUUAGCCACUCAGAAUAACAUCGUGGGAUGACUUCCAGUCCUUCCCCAGAGCAUUAACGAUCGUCUCAUGAAUCUGCGCAUACCUCUUCGGGGAACACAAUUUACCAUCUCUCCCCAAUGACCAACACUGAGGAAGUGAAGAACAAGUUCUGCGAGGACCUGCAGGUCUUUUUAGCGACUGUGCCGAAGGCGGACAAGUUGACUGUCCAUGGUGACAUCAAUGUCCACGUCGGAAUAGACUACGCUGCUUGCGAGGGGGUGCUGGGUCCUCAUGAGAUCGGUUCCAGAAAUUAAAACGCAUCCUCCCUCUAUGAACCUGCGCAGAACACUGCCUCCUCCUAGCCAACAUCUCCUUUCUUCCGACACUGAAGAAGGCAGCCUAAAUGCAUAAGCGACCGCAACGCUGGAUAGCUGCGCGCUCAACACCACGACAGAAGCAGAUAUGCAACGAGACAUGGGCCUUUCGUAGCCGACCGUGCACAUUCCGGACUGACCAUUAAAACAGAUAAAAUAGUGAUCAUGUGCUAGCUGUUGCCCAGCACUGCAUACAACGACCUUCACAUCAGUAUUACUGACACCAUAUUUAAAACUAUUGAGUAAUUUCGUCUACUUAAACAGUACACUUUCACGGACUGAAGCGAAUGCUCGUCUUCUAGGUGUAUGUAUGAGUAGGAAAGAAGAGGGCUGUUCGAUCGUGUGGGCCACGUCUUUAUUUCCGGAGAUUUCAAACUCGUCCUGGAGUCAAAAAUAAAAGUGGAAACAGAAAAAGCAAUAGUUAUAGGGAGUGUGAGGCAAUCAAACAUCAGUGACGUCAGUUCGGAAGUGACUGUCCAUGGCUCUCUUUGCCGGCACCAGUUCGAUACAUCGGUUGAUUGAGUUCUCGUCUGAGGCACAGACUUCAAUCAGCUUGCGACUUAUUUUGCUUCUGGCAUGGGCGAUUAUCUUCCCGGCGGCAAAGUCAAACUCGUGAUCUGUUUCGUAGGUGUGGAGAACCACUUCUGAUGAUCCGUCUCACCGUCGCAUAGCCAGCUUAUGUUCGCGCACGUGCUAUCCGAACAUGCGUUCAGUCUGGCCUGUGUAAUUACAAGGGCAGUUUAGGCGUUGGAUACGGUAUAAUACACGAGAUUUCUCACUGAGAUUUGAUCGGUUCUUGAGUUUCGUGACCCUUCUGGGUAUGGCAGCUUUGAGUCUGUGUAAAAUCUACACCUAAUGACGCAUUACUGCGCUCAGACGCCUCUGGUACGUCCUGGAUGUACGGCAGACCAUGCCGCACCACAGGCGCUGUUUCUGGUCAUGUCCUCCUAGGCGAACCUGUGAGCGUCGACUUAUGAGCGGCUUUGGCUGGAUGUUCUCGAUAAACUGAUCAAGAAAUUAUCGGACUUCAUGUGCUCCCUCCUCAGAGUUUCCGAAAUGAGUCUGAAUCCGUUCGAAGAGUGUUCUAAUUCAGCUUCGUUUUUGUGCCCCCGGAUGGUUAAUGUGAAAACUGGGGAGCUGUGUGAUUGUUGUCGUUUUCCUGCAUAUCCCUAAUUCUCCCCCACCUAGUACAUUCCCAUGCAGCACCAAAAUGGAUAGUGAAGUUGUGGAACGGAUUUCAAAAGCCAGCCAGGCUUUUGGACGGUUGUAGGCAUCAGCGUGGAAUCGCCAAGGUCGCCAUCUUAAGACCAAAUUCCAGAUGUAAAAACUGUCGUCUCGAUAACACUGUUGUAUGGAGCGAAGACCUGGACAGUUUAAGAAAACCAGGCGAGUUGCCUCAACCGCCUUCACUUCAUCUGCCUCCGAAUUAUACUGAAGUUGAGAUGACAAGAUAGGAUUCAAUACUCAGAAGUCCUUAAAAGAACCAAAAUCCUCUGCAUUCUCACCCUACUGAGGCAAACUCGACUGCGUUUAAGCGACCACCUCGAAAGGAUGGACAAUGGGUGCCUAUUCAAAUAACACUUCCAAGGUGCUGUCGCUGAGGAUGGUCGCCGGCAAGAAGAAAAGAUCCGAUAAGCACCACUCGAAGAACCCUGUCAAGCACCUACAAAUCGACCCGGUGUCCUUGGAGGACCUCUCUUGGGAUCGACCGGCCCGGAGUAGAACAGUGAAGACUAGAGUGAGAAUCUACAAAACCAGCUGGAUAGCCGCUACCAAAUCCAAAAGAACGGCUCACAAGUUCCAAGCGCUCCCGACUCACAAUGCACACACACCCACUAACGUGCCCACGCGCGCGCAUCGGUCACGCUCGACAUCUUCGGACCCCAUAUCACAACAAACCGACAACUCCACCUACUGCCUCUUUAAACGUCCCCAUCGCCCUCCCUGCAUCAAACCUCACGUCGGUCACGGCAGUUACCAUCUCAAUCACCACCAGUGAUCACGCUCCUGAUUACAUCGUCGAUCACCCCCAUCAUCCUUUACACAACCCCCGCGACGGAGACUACCACCUCUUCCACUGCCGCCGCCGGCGAGGACACGCCCGACUCCCCGUCAACGAUCACCCCCGCCCCAUCACCAGCAGUAUGGACUUGGCCCCAACGUGUCCACAUUGCGACCUUCACACCACGCAUAGGCUUGGACGGUCACGUGCGAAUCCAUCGCAGUGAGACCGGCAAAUCAGUGCCUGGAACCCCAACUUACACCCGCCGCAUCCGAGUGAGCUGUCCACACCGACUCCGCAUAUCCGGUCACUGCAUGAACCUAUUUGGUCACAUGAAUGUCCAUGACGACAAAAUUCAUACCAAUAUCGACGCGCUCAGCACAACUUACAUAUCCGACAACUCGCCCACAUCUAGCUCUGCUAGCUCCCCUUCAUCAGCGUCAUCGUAA